Lycium barbarum (goji berry) is the source of this 1600-nucleotide messenger RNA. RefSeq lists its product as uncharacterized. Gene Ontology annotation, cellular component: endosome. The record is from RefSeq and is a predicted model, not a curated record. The transcript is spliced from 12 exons. Gene Ontology annotation, biological process: intracellular protein transport. Lineage: Eukaryota; Viridiplantae; Streptophyta; Magnoliopsida; Solanales; Solanaceae. The coding region runs from base 39 to 1085 and encodes 348 amino acids.
AAUAUAACUUGUUGAAAUCAAUUAGAUUGAAGAUUUAAAUGGGCCUUUUAAAUGGGUCUCUCCUCCAAAUUUUGUCGUUUCAGCUGACCCGUCCGGUGCAAAUAAACUGCCGUUUGUUUCUGCUCUUAGCAGCUUUGUUCCUUGUCGUCGUCAUGUCAAUAGAGAUCAAACUUUCCCGAUCCAACCGCAUUUAUCGCCCUAAUGAAUUAGUGCAAGGCAAAAUCAUAACGAAGCUCUCUUCUUCCAUCUCGCACCAAGCCAUUCGACUCAAUGUGAACGCUACAGUCAACUUGCAGGUUCGAGGAGGAUCAGCUGGGAUUGUUGAAUCUCUUUAUGGAGUUAUCAAGCCUAUAACAAUACUGAAUAAGACUGUUGAGGUCCUUAAAUCUGGUAGGAUCAGCUCAGGUACUACAGAGAUUCCAUUUUCCUUCACGUUGAAAGAUCCAGGAGAAGAACCUUUGGAAAAAUAUUAUGAAACAUAUCAUGGUGGGGAUAUUGGCAUUCAGUAUCUGGCAUCUGUAGACAUUUCAAGGGGAUACUUACACAAGUCUCUAUCUGCGACAGUGGAGUUCAUAAUUCAAACUGAAAAGGAGAAUCUUCCAGAGAAACCCCUUUCUCCUGAAAUGGUCAUCUUUUAUAUGACCCAGGACACACAGAGGCAGUCACUACUUCCAGAGCUAAAAUCAGGGGGAUUUAGGGUAAGUGGUAAAGUAUGCACGCUAUGUUCUUUGUCGGAUCCUAUUGAAGGUGAGCUAACUGUUGAAGCAUCUGCUGUUCCUAUCCAAUCCAUUGACAUUCACUUGCUCCGGGUAGAGUCAAUUUUGGUCGGGGAAAAGAUAGCAACUGAAUCUUCUCUGAUCCAGACAACUCAGAUAGCAGAUGGAGAUGUAUGUCGAGGCAUGACUCUACCCAUCUACAUCAUUCUUCCCCGUCUUUUGACUUGUCCGUCAAUCUUUGCUGGUCCAUUUUCCAUUGAGUUCAAAGUCACCCUCGUAAUAACAUUUCAGUCAGAGCAAUCAAAGGUGCAUUCGAAAUCCAAUUUCAAAACUCUUAAAUCAUGGCGGAAAGUGUUCCCCUUGAACUGAUUCGGACAAAGUGAGAUGCUGGGGUCAGGGACACCGACGUUAUGGCACUAUGUCAAUGGGCGAAGACUCGCUUACUGAUACUGGAUUUGGCGCCUUGAGGGUAGACUUCUUAUGUAUAAUCUUUUCCCCUGAAAGAUGAUUAUCAUCAAGUUCAUCUGCUCACUGUUAUGGCCAUGAAACGAUUGUCCUGUUGUACAAGUGGAGAUUUUCCAGGAGAAUCCUGCAAAGGGGAAUUGCAUAUCUAGAUGGACAAGGUGGGAAUUUUGUAGAUAUAGGAUGUGAGCAUGAGUUUGGUUAAAGUAGGAGAUCUGCCAUUUUUUUGUUUCUUAUGCCUACUCUAGCGACUAGCUGUUUUGACUCUUAAACUGGAGAAAAGAUUGUACAUUCAAGAGCAAAAUUGCCUAACUGAUCUCUUGCAACAGUGGCAAGAGAAGAAAUAUCUGUCUUACAUGUCAAAAAUUUGAACCUUAAGCUUCGGAGUUUUGAAUAUCAUCAUCCUAUACGUUUGCAUGUAA